ACGGCGUAAACUGUCAAAGAAGUUGUCUUGAUCUGGAUGAUUAAUCUUUGGCUUUUGGACAGCCCAUUCAAAGCGACAGACUUUCAAAAUUAUUUUUUUUCUUGUCUUUUUAUGACGUUCUUCUGUUUUGCCUUGUAUCUCUUCCUUCCUUCCUUGUUGCCGUUGGGAAACUCGCCAAUGGCCGCCAUGUGAAAGCGGCAAUAGCAUUUUUCUUUUUCUUAUUGUAUAAACAAAUCAAUUUCUAUGGUACGCAUGAUGAUGACACUUGUGUUUCCACGGGAAUUUGUCCACUCGAUUCGGACACGGUCGACGCGUUUCACUCUCCGUCAACCAGCUAUUUCUCGCUUUUAACAAGUUUCACUCUUGUUAGCAGAAAUGGACUAUGGAGGCCGCCAUACGGCGGGUUCCUUUUCAUUUCCCGUCCUCAAGCCUUCCGAACUGUUGAGAUGCAUGACCGAUUUGGGAAUGCCCUUUAGCGAGGAAGACUUGACAAAACCCACAAUGCAACGCAUCUUGACCGUCUACGAACAUUUCACAGAAAUCCUCAUGGGUGUCACCCGCGAACAAUAUGGUCAACCGAGCUUUAGCGCAAUGCAGAUCCUCGAACACCCAGACUUGCACCAAGAUUCGAUAGGACUGAUUGCAUACUAUAGACAAUUACGAAAGUUAAUGGUGGAAGUGGGAGUGGAUGACUUUAGUAUGCGUGACGUCUUACGCCCCGAACCACCGCGCGUACGUCGAUGCCUGAGCGCAAUCAUCAAUUUUGCCAAAUUCAGGGAAGAGCGAAUGGGCGUAUUUGAAACAUGUAAUCAAAAGGCGGAAGAAGCUCUCGCAAGAAAGGACAUGUUGGAACAAAAGAAUCGCGAACUGUCAGAACAAGUGAACACGCUGCGACUGCAGCGUGCUGAACAAGAGCCUGCUGCUCAGAAAUUACGGGAUGCAAACUCUACCCUGACAGCCGAUCUCAGGGAGCUGAAAAAGCAGCAAACGGCGCUUACAUCGGAAGCUGAGGCUUUGAAAAAAGAAAAGACAGAUCUGGCUGAAAAACUGGCAAAGACUCAAAUGACCAUAAUGAACCUCAAGCAGGACUGCAUCCGACUAAAAUCACGCAUAGUUCAGAGUCCGGAAAAGCUGAAAGCGUCCAUUAGCGAGAUGAACAAUUCUUUGCAAAGCGACAAAGCCACAAUAGCUGCGACCGAAAAGAAAGCUCGCGAACUACAGAAUAAGAUUGACAUGAUGAGCUUGGUUGAACAGGAUAUCGUCACCUGCUUAAAGCUGAUGGACGAAUGCGAAGUGGAACGGCAGAAGGCGGAGACAGCACUGAAGAAAGUGUCGACUGACAAAGAGAACAUUGAUAAGAAGCGUGCAGAGAUUCGCGAGCUAGAUAUCAAGGAGGAGCAAUUAAAGAGACAGCUCAACAGUGCGAAGGAUAAGCUCGCCCGUCUCGAAAAGCAUCAGUCGGUCAAAAAUGACGCCAUAUCAUCAAAGCUGGAAAAGUUGAAAGAAGAGUACCGGUUGGCGAUGACGGAGCGGGCACAGUCUCAAGCGAAAGCCGACGAGAAUGAAAAGGUUACAAUCAUGACUGAGGAGAAGGCUGCGGAUCUACAAAAGCAGGAAGCGAUCGAUGCUGCCGGCCUUGAAGACCUUAUUGGCAAACUUGCGUCACAGGUGGACAUUUACCAGAAUGCCAUUGAAAAGGCAAUGGCUGCGGCAUGACAUUGCUGGCCGGCACUUAUGCAUAUGCAUACAUCAAAACCCUACAGUGCUAAGGACCCGCCGAGCUGAGACCAACCAGUCAACCAGUCAUUACACGUCCUUUCGAAGCCAUCAGCUACCCACCAUUCUCGAGUGGAAAGGGUGAUUGUAACCGCUGCAGUCUGCUUCUCUAUUACGGACGCGGUACCACAGAGACAUGUGCUUAGCGUGCAAAAGUCAUCUCCUAAAGAAACUUCGUAUUAAGAAUUUGUACAUUACAUAAAGAUACACACUGUUUAUCCA
Molecule: messenger RNA, 1998 nt
Organism: Spizellomyces punctatus DAOM BR117
Lineage: Eukaryota; Fungi; Chytridiomycota; Chytridiomycetes; Spizellomycetales; Spizellomycetaceae
Exons: 9
Coding region: 376-1716 (446 amino acids)
Biological process (GO): attachment of mitotic spindle microtubules to kinetochore; mitotic spindle organization; kinetochore organization
Cellular component (GO): Ndc80 complex; kinetochore
Molecular function (GO): protein-containing complex binding
Source: RefSeq, a predicted model, not a curated record